This is a messenger RNA of Toxorhynchites rutilus septentrionalis, 1638 nucleotides long. RefSeq lists its product as uncharacterized. The record is from RefSeq and is a predicted model, not a curated record. NCBI's taxonomy places the organism in Eukaryota, Metazoa, Arthropoda, Insecta, Diptera, Culicidae. Bases 1 to 1638 code for a protein of 545 amino acids. The transcript has 4 exons.
AUGGCUCAGAUUCCGAUUCAGUACCAGAAAAUUCUUCCAUUCGACAAAAUGUUGAAACACGUAUACAAGAAUACACCAGCAAGUAUUAAUGAUAUUUGCAUUAACCUCGUCUCUGAAGUAUCUAAUGAUGACAACAAACAUAAACAACGAACAACGAACGAAACAUUUUGUGAACCACCAAACGAAUCGUCUAAAGAUUUAAGUGACUUUCAUAAUCCUCAGCACAGCAGUAAUUCAGAUGAAGCCCUACGAAUGUGGGCGCUUCGUCACAAUAUAACUCAUCAUGCUUUAAAAGAUUUACUUAUAUUGAUCAAACAACAAUACCAUGACGACAACCUGCCUUUGGAUCCAAGAACCCUUCUUGAAACUCCACAAAGUACCGGUAAACUGUGCAUACCGAUAGGGGGUGGUAAAUAUUGGCAUCACGGAUUUAAAGCAUGUUUGGAGAAAUGGUUCAAAAAUUUAUCUACUGAUAUUAUGAUUAGUAUCAAUAUUAACAUUGAUGGUUUACCCGUACAUAAAAGCUCUAAGUUUCAACUUUGGCCAAUUUUAUGCAACGUUCAUGAAUUUCCUUACUUGCAAGCAUUGCCAAUAGGAAUAUUCUAUGGGAAGAGCAAACCUACAGACGUCAACGAGUUCCUAACACCUUUCGUAGAUGAAAUCAUUCCUUGUCUAGAAAAUGGCAUUGUCGUUAAUGAUCACACUAUCAGCAUAAAAUUGAGAUGCUUCAUCUGCGAUUCUCCAGCGCGAGCUUUCGUCAAAGGAGUCGUGAACUUCAACGGAAAAGAUGGAUGCCUGAAGUGUACAAUAAAUGGAGAGUAUUCUUAUUUGUCUCGCACGGUAGUGUUUCCUUCUCUCCAUUGUCCAUUGCGCACUGAUGCGAUAUUCCGUAGGAAAGGUUAUGGGAAGCAUCACACCACUCAGGAAUCACCUUUACAAAGAAUUCCAGGCCUCGAUAUGAUCAAGGAUUUCGUGGUUGCCGAUCCAUUGCAUCUAUUAGAGUUAGGAGUCAUGAAACGCUUAUUAACAGGAUGGCAAGUGGGUAAUCUAGGUUAUACAGGAAAAUUCAGUAGUCAUCAUAUACAACGGUUGUCAGCUGCAAUAGAAAGCAUAAAAUUACCGAAAGAAAUCCAUCGCAAAAUGCGAGGUACCGAUUGCCUAUCUUUUUGGAAAGGCACAGAGUGGCGCACAUUUCUGAACUAUCUAGGGAUUGUAGUGUUAAAGGAUGUGUUGGAUGAAACAUUAUAUAAUCAUUUCUUACUUUUAUUUACGGCAGUAACAAUUUGUUCUACUGAUAUUCAUGUAGCUCUUCGACCUUUGGCACAAGCUCUUUUUGAAAAAUUUAUUGAGGAAUUCAUUAGAAUUUAUGGAGAACAGUACAUAACCAGCAACAUUCACAAUCUAGAACAUAUUGUUGGAGAUGUGAACCAAUUUGGUUCCUUAUAUACUAUAUCAGCAUACCCAUUCGAAAGCUUCUUAUUCCAAAUCAAAAACCUCGUCCGGCAGGGUAACAAUUGUUUAGAGCAAGUUGUAAACAGGAUGCUCGAGAGGAACGCGAUACACGAGAGAGGAGACAAAAUGUCCGAAAACAUUACUCCGAAAAUAAUCAGACGAGGAUCUUAUAUGCUUGGUUCUUAA